AUGGCCUUUACGUGUGCCGUUUUCGUACUCUUUCUCAUUUACAACAUUCUUUCCUCUACACAUACACAUUUACAUCCACUUUUACAGAUCUAUUUGUCAUCGUCCAGCGCUGUACGAAUACGUAUUUUACCACGUGCUGUAACAUAUUUGAACAACAUUGGAGCUGAAAUAUUAAAUAAACAAUUACCACGUUUAUCUAUACCAAAUGUUAAACAACGUAUCAACAAUGGUCAAGGACACAUUUUACUAUCACGUAUACGUGUAUCACGAUAUAAGCAAGCUACUCAACAUACCAUUUCUACAUCAGCACCAAAUAAAAUCACUUGGGUUAUGAAAAAUUUAAAUAUGGGGUUAAUAGGAAGUUUAUCAGGAGAAGUCAAUAUAUUGGUACCGAUGAAACUUGAGGGUGAAGCUGAAAUAUUAGCAUAUGGUGUUAAUUUUCAAUUAGAAAGCGCCCUAGAACGAUCAGAAACAGGAGCAGCGCAAGUGUCAACAGUUUCUUGUCGUACGAAUAUUCAAUUAAUGAAUAUUGAAAUUUAUAACGGUGGUAUGACUGGAAUAGCACUGAAUUUAUUCAAGCAAGGAAUAUCGGAGCAAAUUCGUUCAUUGAUUGAAAUAUUAAUUUGCAAAAAAGUAACCGAAUUUAUUAACGAAGAUUUCAAUGAGAAAUUGCUACAAACUCAAACAAAAACAUCGCUAGAAGAUGCAACACUUAUCAAUACCUUCGCUGCAAUUGUUGGAAUGCCUAACAGUAAAGAAUUGAUCGAAACCUUUCAAGCAUUUAAUAUUAGUGUUAGUUAUCCACUUUUUGAACAACUAAUUUCCAGGAUUUAUGUUGACUUCAGAUUAAAUGAAGAUCCAAUAUGUUACAAGAAUACUGUAGAAAUAUCUAAUGUGGGCGAAAUUUCACUCAUGGGAGAUACCACGAAAAAAACUCCGUUCAGUGCUGCACCGAUGUUUUGGCCGAAAAAAUCUACAGAAAGUGCAAUGAUACACUUACUUAUAUCCGAUUAUAUUGCCAACGCACUACUUUAUCAUGCUUUCUCGGAACAUUUGUUGCGGUUUGUCGUGGACGAUCAGACAAUUUCAUCUUUAAGCCCAUUGCUCCGUACCUCCUGCACAACUGGCAUUUGUUUAGCUGAUUUGAUACCCCAGAUAGCUGAACAGUAUCCAGAUAGCAAAGUGCGACUCAUUUUCACGCCUACCCGAGCUCCUGUAGUGCUAUUUCAAGCGAAACAGGGCGGUUCAUUAAUGGUUAAUAUAAAUGGUUUGGUAUUCAUGUACAUUGUAGAAUCCAAUCAAGCAAGCCGUCAAGCGGCAGCAUUUGCUUUGGAUAUUGUUGCGAACGUACAUUUACACGUGGAGAACAACACAUUACUUGGUAAGACAUCGGUGGACAGCUUUCGAUUGAAGAACAAAUAUGGAUACAUUAAUAUAAGUGAUGAUGAAUUAUCCGACGUUGCAUUAUUAAGUUCCGAAAUGCUUCAACAUUUCAUUAACGAUUUUCUACGUGGCGGAUUUCCGAUACCAAUACCCAAAGUUCUACGGAUAAACAACACUCAACUACAAAUCCUUGAUCGGAGUGUUUUCAUAUCCGCAGACUUCGCUUUAGAUCGAAGGCGUGUAAGCAACCUCGCAUUAGAAGCAUUGGCAAAUACCAAAUAUUUCCCGCGUAAUAUACGUGCCUGA
Messenger RNA from Cercopithifilaria johnstoni, 1689 nucleotides. The record is from the annotation of a GenBank genome assembly. NCBI's taxonomy places the organism in Eukaryota, Metazoa, Nematoda, Chromadorea, Rhabditida, Onchocercidae.